UGGGUCACAAGAUCAUGUGACCAUUAUUCAGUCAAAAUGGCUGACGUCUCAGACUUAGAAAAGAAAAUGAAGACAGAAGAACCAGAUGAUGAUGAUGAUGAUGAUGAUGACGAAGAUGAUGAUGAUAAUUCAGACGAUUCACAUGAAAUUGAACCAAAGUUAAAGUAUGAAAGAAUAUCUAAUGAUGUUAAUAAUAUCCUAAGUAAAGAUGCAGCUAGUUGUUUGGCUGUUCAUCCCAAGUUUUUAGCUCUGGGAACACAUUGGGGUAUGAUACAUAUAUUAGAUCAUAUUGGUAAUAAUAUUAGAGGAAAAGAAAUACAAGCUCAUUCAACUACAAUAAACCAGAUCAGUAUUGAUGAUAAUGGAGAUUUUAUAGCCAGUUGUUCUGAUGACGGACGAGUGUCAAUCACAGGUUUAUAUACAACAGAAAACAACCAAUCAGUGACAUUAGAUAGGCCGGUAAAAGCUGUAGCAUUAGAUCCUUAUUUCUUUAAAUCCGGGAAAGGCAGACAUUAUGUUACUGGUGAUGAAAAGUUAAUACUGAAUGAAAAAGGUUUUUUAAAUCGUCAUAAAACAUACGUACUUCAUCAAGGAGAAGGAGCCAUCCGUAAUAUCAAAUGGAAAUCUGACUUCAUAGCAUGGUCAAAUGAAAAUGGUGUAAAGGUGUAUGAUAUGAGUACAAAAUCUAGAAUAACACAUAUUACUAAAGAUCACAGUUAUCGACCAGAGAUGUUUGGAUGUCAUUUAUUUUGGAAAGAUAACCGAACUCUGUUGAUCGGAUGGGGAGACAGGGUCAAGAUUUGUGUUGUACGAGAUCAAGUUAAAAAAGAUGCCAGAGAAUUACCUACAAGAUAUGUUGAAAUAGUUUCGAUGUUUACAACUGAAUUCUUCAUAUGCGGUAUAGCACCAUUAGAAGAUAAUAUUAUAGUUUUAUCUUAUGAAAAGGAUGGACAGCAGGAGACUGGUCGUUUGGUAGCAAGUAGACCUCAUCUACAGGUUUUGGAACCACAUAUGGAUUAUUUUGAGGAAAUAUCAAAUGAUGCCCUAUCUAUUCGGGGUUUUGAGGAGUAUAGAUGUAAUGAUUAUCACUUAGAAUGUAUUCCAGAAGAAAAUUUAUUUUAUAUAUUGAGUCCUAAAGAUAUAGUUGUAUCUAAACUACGUGAUUUAGAUGAUAAUAUUACAUGGUUAUUGGAUCAUGAAAUGUUUGAGGAGGCCAUGGCAGCAGCUACACAACAUGAAAAAGAAUUAAAAAAACAUACUUAUGAAGCUAUAGGUCAAGAUUAUUUACAUUAUUUAUUAGAAGAAGAACAAUUUGAUGAUGCUGGAUUACUUUGUGUUAAAAUACUUGGCAAGAAGAAAGAUUUAUGGGAAGAACAAGUUUAUAAAUUUUCUCAAAUCAAACAAUUAAAGGCUAUCGCACCAUAUCUACCCAGGGGUGAUCCAAAACUAAGUCCAGCUAUAUAUGAAAUGGUACUUAAUGAAUUUUUAAUGAGUGAUUAUGAAGUGUUUUAUAAAAUGAUAAAAGAAUGGCCUCAAGAUCUAUAUAAUCUACAGACUAUAGAGAAUGCUGUAUUAACACGCUUAGAUAGAGAUAAGAAUAAUAAACUACUAUUACAGUGUAUGGGACAGUUAUAUGCUUAUGAAAGAGCAUUUGAUAAAGCCUUAUCUAUAUAUCUUAAGUUACAACAUAAAGAUGUGUUUCAACUGAUCAAAAAACACAAUCUGUUUGAUUCUAUUAAUGACAAGAUUGUCCAGUUGAUGCAGUUUGAUGAGGAGCAAGCAGUUAAAAUGUUACUGGAUAAUAUGGACAAAAUACCAGUAACCAAAGUAGUCCAUCAGUUAGAUAUGUCUCCUAAAUUUCUUUAUGUGUAUUUAGAUCACUUAAUACAGAAAGAUAAUCAAGUAUCCCAGGAAUAUCAUGGUCGUAUGGUUAAACUUUAUGCUGAAUUCGCUCAACCUAAAUUACUGCCAUUUUUACGUAGCAGUCAGUCGUAUCCACUACAGAUGGCGAUGGAUGAAUGUCAGGCUAGAGAUUUGGUAAAGGAACAGGUGUUUUUAUUAGGUCGUAUGGGUAAUAUAAAACAAGCUUUACAGUUAAUAAUGGAGAGAAUGCAUGAUGUUAAUCACGCUAUAGAAUUCUGUAAAGAACAACUGGAUGAUGAAUUAUGGGAAGAUUUACUCAAUUUCUCGAUGGGAAAACCUACAUUUAUAACGGCUUUACUACAGAAUGUAGGAGCGCAUAUUGAUCCUAUAAAAGUUAUAGAUAGAAUCAAGAAAGGCAUGGAGAUACCAGAAUUACGAGAUUCAUUAGUUAAAAUUCUACAAGAUUAUAACUUACAAAUAUCUUUACGAGAAGGCUGUAAGAAGAUUCUAGUGGCUGAUAGUUUUAAUUUAAUGGAGAGAUUGGUCAAUACACAGAGAAAGGGUGUUUUUGUUGAUGAACCCACUGUAUGUCCGAUAUGUCAUCAGAAUUUAACAGUUAAUGAUUUAAGAUAUGCAAGUAAUCUAGUUGUAUUUUAUUGCCAUCACGCAUUCCAUGAAGAUUGUUUACCACCUACAGUUACAAACUGUACUAUUUGUAGUACACAGAAACGAGGCCCAGGUUCUAAAGAACAUUUUAUGAAGUAAAGACGAGAGAUUAUUGUUAUCUGGUAACAGACGUGCAUCAUUCACCAUUUUAUAAAGUCUUACAUCCUUCCUAAUAAAUAUCUUAUUUAUUUUAUGAUCAGUAGUGGAAUACCGCGUUUUAUCAGUGAAAUAAAAGUGUUAUUCCACUGGCUAGCAGUGAAAUAAAACUUGUUAUUUCACUGGCCGUCGGGACUACUUUUUUUCUGGAGUUACACGUUUUAGUGACAAAAUUAUGAAAACAAUAUGGCCGACACGCCGACUUGUCGAUCGUUACAUUCUCAAAGGUAUUCAUACACCAGAAGCAGAUAAAGAUGUAAAGCGGUCUAACCCCCCACGUUGUCAAAGCAGACAAAGUAGUCCAUGUUGUUUUUACCUAAAAUGAUUGUAAAAUCAUAAAAUAAAUAGAACAUUUGUCGUUUUGUCGUAAAUAACAUAUUUUAUUUCAUCUCGAAGCAAGAAAACGUUUAUAUUUUCACUCAUGCUACGAAUUCGUGAAAAUAUAAGUUAUCUUGCUUCUCGAUGAAAUAAAAUAUGUUAUUCACUCUAAAACGACAAAUAUCCUCUAUUUAACGAACAUAAGUUAUUGCUUUAAUUCUCCUUCUGUAAACUUCUAACUUAAACUCUGCCUUUAAGCAUAGAAACGCUGUUAACUAUAUUAUUUUAUACUUAACACAGUUUUUAUGGGAGAUCAAUCAAUUGUUCUAUUCUAAAAGCACUGAUAACGACAAGAGGAAACAUGUUGAAAUGUCAUGCUUUUAGAAUAAAGCCAGUGAGUGAUAUCCCAUAAAAAUUGUGUUCUGUUUAAUGCGUUCCUCAAUCACUAUGUCACUUAAAGAUUAUAUUGUUCUGCAAUUGCACUAGAACUUAUAUUGACAAUUAUUGUUUAUCCAUAUUGAGAAGAAGUGGAUAAUUUAUAUAAUGGCUAUUUUUGUUAUUUAUAAGAUUGUAUAUUGGCUAUUAUUAUUAUAUUGUUUUAGCCGUGUAUAUAAAUAUAAUUUCUACACAU
Molecule: messenger RNA, 3634 nt
Organism: Patella vulgata (common limpet)
Lineage: Eukaryota; Metazoa; Mollusca; Gastropoda; Patellidae
Product: vacuolar protein sorting-associated protein 41 homolog
Exons: 27
Coding region: 37-2628 (863 amino acids)
Biological process (GO): macroautophagy; protein targeting to vacuole; vesicle-mediated transport
Cellular component (GO): HOPS complex; late endosome
Molecular function (GO): protein binding
Source: RefSeq, a predicted model, not a curated record